This is a messenger RNA of Pseudopodoces humilis (Tibetan ground-tit), 1244 nucleotides long. The record is from RefSeq and is a predicted model, not a curated record. Lineage: Eukaryota; Metazoa; Chordata; Aves; Passeriformes; Paridae.
GGCGGCGGAGGAGGGACCGCGCUGCCGGGGGAGGGGGAGAGGGGGCGACCCCCGGCCUCCCCCCGCCCGAGGGGUCACCUCAACACCGCGGGGACCCCCCUCAAAGCCCAGGGGACACCCCCGGGAAGCCGCUUCCUGCUCGGGGCCGGCCCGGCAACGCCGGGGCCCAGCCCGGCGCCAUGGAGCCCCGAGCCGGCGCCUGGCAGACGUCGAACGCGGAGAACCUGCCCCCGCAGACGCUGCGGCUGCUGUGCAGGGAGGUGUCGCUGCUCAGCGCCGACCCCCCCGACGGCAUCAAGGUCUUCCCCAACGACGAGGACGUCACCGACGUCCAGGUGGCCAUCGAGGGGCCAGAGGGCACCCCGUACGCUGGGGGGCUGUUCCGCAUGAAGCUGGUGCUGGGCAAGGAUUUCCCGGCCGCGCCCCCCAAGGGGUUUUUCCUGACCAAGAUCUUCCACCCCAACGUGGGGCCCAGCGGUGAAAUCUGCGUCAACGUCCUCAAGAGGGACUGGAGAGCCGAGCUGGGGCUGCGCCACGUGCUGCUGGCUCUUCCUCUUCCUCCUCCUCCUCCUCCUCCCCGCGGGGGCCUCUCCUCGCCCGCCAUGGGCAACGCCAAGAGCGGGGCGCUGUCCAAGGAGGUGCUGGAGGACCUGAAGACGAGCACGCGCUACUCGGAGGAGGAGCUGUGCCGCUGGUACGAGAGCUUCCAGCGCCAGUGCCCCGACGGCCGCAUCAGCCGCGCCGAGUUCGAGAAGAUCUACGGCACCUUCUUCCCCAACUCGGACCCGCAGGGCUACGCCCGCCACGUCUUCCGCAGCUUCGACACCAACGACGACGGCACGCUGGACUUCCGGGAGUACAUCAUCGCCCUGCACCUCACCUCGUCCGGAAAGACCCACCUCAAACUCGAGUGGGCCUUCUCGCUCUUCGACGUGGACCGCAACGGCGAGGUCAGCAAGAGCGAGGUGCUGGAGAUCAUCACGGCGAUUUUCAAGAUGAUCCCGCUGGAGGAGCAGAAGUUGCUGCCCGAGGACGAGAACACCCCCCAAAAACGGGCGGACAAACUCUGGGCCUACUUCAACAAAGGGGAGAACGACAAGAUCGCGGAGGCCGAGUUCAUCGAGGGCGUGAUGAAGAACGACGCCAUCAUGCGCCUGAUCCAGUACGAGCCCAAGAAAUGAGGGGAGGGGUCCCCAAAAAUUCCCGCGGGGACCCCAAAACCGGCCGGGGGGAGGGGCGGGGGG